Mauremys mutica (yellowpond turtle) is the source of this 1989-nucleotide messenger RNA. It is a transcript of the gene CDC42EP2, whose product is annotated as CDC42 effector protein 2. Lineage: Eukaryota; Metazoa; Chordata; Testudines; Geoemydidae. The coding region runs from base 907 to 1626 and encodes 239 amino acids. The transcript has 3 exons. The record is from RefSeq and is a predicted model, not a curated record.
CUUGCCUAAGGUUACCCAGCGGGCCACUGGCAGAGCCAGGAAUUGAACUCAGGUUCCAUCAGCCCCAUAUAACAUAGCUAUAACUGUACAGUCCUGCCAGUGACAACCAUAGUAGCAGCAGGAGCCUCAGGCUCUCAGUGCUGUGCUUGGACAGUGCCUCUACCACUAGUCCAGAAUAAGAGCUAUGCCUAAUGCGUGGACAAGAACUACAGCUGGUGUAAAUUGACAUAGCUCCAUUAAAGUUAAUGCAGCUACAGUGAUUGAGGAUCUGCCCCUGUGCUUUUAAGUGUUUGACUGGAAGUGUGGUAAAACCUGGAUUAUGAAUGGCAGAGUCAGGGAAUGGAAGUUCAUGCUCCUUUGCUGAGUUGACAAGUUUCAUCUUCAAGAAAAUUUAGAACAGAACAAAUUGACUGGUGAAGCUGUGUGUUCCUAAUCUCAGCCUCCACUGGGAACAUGUCACUUGUCCAACUUCUUAGCACGUCUCCAUUCAGCCUCAUCAAAUAUGAAUCACCCUGGAUUUAAUACAUUUUGUUGAUUCCAACUUUAAGAGUUUAAGCUGAUUUUUCUGAGGCAACAGAUUUACUGAUGAACUCUCAAAAGACAUCACAAGUGCCUGGAAUGAAUUACUUGGGUCAUUUUGUUAUCUGUGACAUAUCCAACAAAGUUUAGAAAGAGAAACUGUGAGUGGCUGGAAUUAAUUCCCUGAAGCAUUUUGACAGUGAGAAUUUUUCUCCUACAUGUUACUACUCCAUUUCCAAACAUCUCUUUAUAAAAAAUGGCAGAAAACAUUUAGAUUAUUUUUAAACCUGUUUUUUAGGAUCCAAAAAGAUACCCUCAUCUGAGGGAUUAUUUUGAUGGACUUUGCCAGGCCAGCUCUGAAUAGUAAAGGCUUUAGUAAUUGGCAAGAUGUCCACCAAGGUUCCAAUCUACCUGAAAAGAGGCAGUAGGAAGGGCAAGAAGGAAAAACUCCGAGAUAUCCUUUCUUCUGAUAUGAUCAGCCCCCCCUUGGGAGACUUCAGACACACUAUUCACAUAGGGAGUGGUGGGGAGAAUGAUAUGUUUGGGGAUAUUUCUUUCUUGCAAGGGAAAUUCCACCUUCUACCAAGGACUGAAGGUAGCCUAGAUUCUGACAGGGGCAGCCACUGUGGAGUGCCAUUUGAGUUCUCAAGGACUGCUACUAUCUCUGGUCAUGAGCAACCAUUUUCUGAAGCCCCCUCGCCACUCUUAAAGAAUGCCAUCUCACUGCCUGUCAUUGGGGGUCCACAGGCUCUAAUGUUGCCCUCUACCCAGGCCCCACCAAAGCCACCAAGGCUGCACCUUGAUGAUAAAGUUCAACCAGCUCUGCAAGGCAAGGAAGCUGUGGCAGAACUGACUUCAUCCAAGGACAGCAGGACUUCUGAACCUAUCUCUCACCUCUGCAGCCCCAAUGAGCUGUUUGCCAUCCCUCAGAAUGGGUUUGUUGAAGAGAAAAAUAAGGAUGAGUCCUUUAUGUCCCAUGCUGGUUCCCUGCUCUCCCUCCAUGUGGAUCUGGGGCCUUCUAUCUUGGACGAUGUCCUUCAGGUCAUGGAUAAACACCAAGCUGGGAAAGUGAUACAAGAUUCUGGCAGGCAAGAAAUCCUGACAUGAAAACUAAAGGGACUUCCGUGGGGAAAGACUUUAAAAUGUUGAGUUUUGUAGAUAAGAAUUUUUUCCCCAAUAUGGAAUAUGGUUAACUGGGCCAGCUUGAAUUAGUGAAUUUUAUCCUGUUUGGAAUCCCAAUUGUGCAUCUUAUAGUAAUAGGGUAUUAAGCUUUUAGGAGUGUGUUGCUUACUUUUCACCAAUGCACAUCAUACUGAUGGGUUUUUUUUAUGUUGCUUUCUGCAGGCCUUUGAAUGUUGCUCAGUACUGAAAAAUGUAUGAAACUAAGAUAAGUUCAGUAUCAGCAAUAAAUUGCCGCUUAGCAAUAAGACCUCUAACUUUACUGAUAUGAAUAAAUUUUAAGGGAUAUGA